Cotesia congregata is the source of this 795-nucleotide messenger RNA. NCBI's taxonomy places the organism in Eukaryota, Metazoa, Arthropoda, Insecta, Hymenoptera, Braconidae. The record is from the annotation of a GenBank genome assembly.
AUGGAUCAUGCGAGAAGACAUCGAAGAUCACUGAACAAAUCACCUGAUCAUGAAUCCGAUGAUCAUGGAAUGUAUCAUAUUAUUUAUGAGAUACCACAAUUUCAGAAAAAAAUGCCUUCUUUACAACUAAAAGAAGCGCUUACAUCAAAACGGACAUAUAACCGAGAAAUACAUGUCCCAGAGACUAUUUAUCCAGAAAUCCUAGUAAUCGUCGAUUACAGUAUGAAUUCGUUUAUGCAUGCACAAACUCUACAGGACAAAAUUAUAUAUUUAUUAGCAUUUUGGAACGGAGUCGAUAUGAGAUACCGCAAUUUAGUUAAUCCAAAAAUUAGGUUGAACAUUGCUCGUAUUUUUGAUUAUAAUUCCCAAAAUCCUGGUUGUGAUUCCAUUGGACUAGCUUGGCCUUCUGGAGCAUGUGACAUUCAUAACAGAACUAUGGACAAAGUUGAUUUUAUACAAAAUUUUGGUAAUUUCGCGGGUGUUAAAAUAGGUGCACAUGAAUUAGGACACUUAUUGGGCGUGAAUCAUGAUAACAUAACUGACAAUGGAUGUAGAGAUGGAGAUGGUUACAUCAUGUCUACCUCUAAUAAAUAUACAGGUCAUGGUUUUAAUUGUUCAAGAUGUUCCUUACAAGAAAUGAAUAGAUUUAUCAGGAGUGAAGCUGCAACUUGCUUGAAACAAGAAUCUUCGCCAAAAGGCAAACCUUUGUUCCGUUUUUUGCCGGAAAAGCUGAUGAAUAUACAUGAACAAUGUGAUGUUAACGAAUAUGGAAGCAGAAAUUUAAUUUCGAGAUGA